This is a messenger RNA of Patella vulgata (common limpet), 4474 nucleotides long. RefSeq names its product prominin-1-A. The record is from RefSeq and is a predicted model, not a curated record. Lineage: Eukaryota; Metazoa; Mollusca; Gastropoda; Patellidae. The coding region runs from base 182 to 2833 and encodes 883 amino acids. Gene Ontology annotation, cellular component: membrane. The transcript has 27 exons.
GUGACGUCACGACCUAUAAAAGAGAGACGGUGUUGGAGAAGAGCUGGUUGAAGUAUUUAGAUAGGAAACCGUGUCAUUUUUACUUGAGUUAAAGGUGUAUGAGCAAUAAGUAGAUUAAAUCCGUAUUCAUUUAUUAGUAUUUAGUGUACAUAGACAUUGUUAGUAGUGUAGAAUUGACGUUAUGUUACAUCGGACGAGAAUGGCGUGUGCUUUCGCCAGCGUGUGUCUUAUAAUACUGGCAAUGGAUGCUGGGGUAAUCAAGGCAGCUAACCCAACUAACACCUCCAGUCUAACAUCAGAAAACACGGAGUUGAAAAAAAAUCCUAUUGAGAGAGGGAUGGAAGUUUUAUAUCAGAUGACCAACUCAUUUUUGGGAAUUGUACAAAAGGGUCAUUUAUAUGAUCAAAAGUGGUUAAAUUUAACAUUAUUAAUUCAAGGAAAUUUUGAUAGUUCCCAAAUAACUGAAGAUUGGAGAGAAGUAGCCGAUUAUGGCAUGGGAUUUUCAGUAUGUCUGGUAUUCGGACUCUUGUUUGCCAUUUUUAUGCCAUUUGUUGGGUGCAUCUUUUGUUGUUGUCGUUUGGCCGGAAAAUGUGGUGGAAAGAGAAAAAGUAAAGAUCCUAAACGUGCAAAAUGCAAGAAAAUUUCCUAUUGUACAGUUCUCCUCAUUAUAAACAUUUUCAGUUUAGCUGGAAUAGUCUGUGCCUUUGUUACAAGUGAUUUAAUACACCAGAAACUGGAAAAUGAGAAUAAUGAAGGACCACUUGGUACAAUCGAUAGUGCCCUAACAAAAAUAAGAACAUAUGUAAAUGACACAGUUAAUGAUUUACAACAACAAGCAUUAGAUAAAUUUGAUAGCGCAAGAAAUGAUAUAAUUACAUCAAUUAACAGUUCAGCAGCUACAGCUGUAGAUAGAGUAUUAAAGUUAGUUAAUGCCAGUACUUACUUAAAUCAAGCCAAAGAUCUUAGUAACAAGGUUAAUGAAGCUAGAAAUGAACUAAUAACUAUCAACACAACAUUACUUGAUUUGAAAACUAAUGGAGAUAACUUAACAGAAGAGCUAAAGCAACUAAAGGAAGACAUUAAUACUACAUGUGCUAGUAGAGCGAGUGGAUGUAAUAAACUUGAUUUAAAUGAUUACAAUACAGAUGCUGAUUUCAGUAAGUUGGGUGACUUUUCUACAGAGAUCACAAAAGUAUCCGAUAGUUUGAAUAUUUCCGAAUUUGUGAGAGAGGCCGAAGGUAAAGUGAAUGACGUAAAGAAGAAUUCUACAGAUGUCAUUAGAAGCAAUAUAGAUGAGGCAUCGACAGCUGUGAACAAGAUAAGAACACAGAUGGUUACUGGUAUAAAUGAUUAUAAAAGUAGUAUACAAAAUACAAUGAAUCCAUUAACAAAUUUUCAAACUCAACUAGAUAAUAGUCAGGAAGAUGUCAAACAAUAUGGAAAUUAUAUUUGGUAUGCUGGUAUAGCAAUAAGCUGUGUGUUCCUAUUAAUCUUAGUGUGCUAUUGUUUGGGAGUUCUGUUUGGAUUAUGUGGAGAACGACCAGGACGUGGGGCAGCAUGCUGUAAUACAGGAGCUGGAGGAAAUUUUUUGAUGGCUGGUGUUGCGUUUUCCUUUAUGUUCUCAUGGAUAUUGAUGAUAAUCUGUAUCAUAUUGUUUAUACCGGGUGGAUUAGUCUAUACUGAAGUCUGCAGAUAUUUUCAAACUCAUGAUCCCAACCUUCUAAAGCCAUUUGAGGACCAAUUUACACAAGGUUAUGACCUGUCACAGAAGUUAUAUCAAAAGCCUAAUGCUAAUAUAAGUAUUGUUCAGAUACUCAAUAACUGUAAAAACAAUCAAGCUAUCUAUACAGCAGCAUAUUUAGAAAAUCUAAUCAGUUUAGAUUCAGUACUCAAUUUAACAUCGGUUAAUACCCAGAUUGAUGACAUCGCUAGCUCAAAUAUCAAUUUUAACAAUAUAACAAUCUUAUCACCAGAAUUAAAAAAACAAAUUACUGAUUUUGGAAAGGCAGGAAUUGGUAACAUUGACUAUGUUGCAUACGAAGAAGAGAUCAACAAGAAUUUAACUCGAGUUGAUUUAACGGAAUUAGCAGGUAAAUUGACAAACUAUGCAAAUGAAAUACGGAAUUCAAACCAGGCAGAGGCUAACAAGUUUGAUGGUUUUGCUCAGAGAUUAAGAGAUAUAGAUAAUACAGUUGUUUCAAAAAUGAAAGCUGAUGUGAAAAAAAUGGGUGAUAAUUUAAAUAGGUUAAAGGCUAAAUCUAAUGUUGAAAAUGAAACAACAGCACUUGUUGCUGGAUUGGAAACAUCACAAAAUACAUUUAACGCUGAUGGAGUCACUUUUGUUAAUGAUAUGAUCAAGGAUGUAGUUGCUACUGUUAAAACUACAGUAUCCAAUACAGUUGGUGGUGUUAAAGAUUAUGUAAAGAAGGAUGCUGGGAAAUGUGCUCCCCUAUUUGAAAGUCUUUAUUUGCUUACUGAUUCAGUCUGUGUUGUGAUGUUAAAUCCUUUGAAUGGUUUUUGGUUCAGUAUGGGAUGGUGUCUAUUCUUCUUUAUACCAAGUAUUAUAUUUGCUGUUAAACUGAGUACCUUGUAUCAUAGAGAAGAAGAAUAUACUGAAAAAGAAUUUGAUGAGCCAAAUUUUACAAUGUAUGCUGGCCCUAAUCCAGAUAGAAUACCACUAACAAGUAUGGAUCAGCCGCAUGAAAGAGGUUAUGGUGCUCACAACACUGGUUACCGUGACGAUGGCUACAAUGGAAAAUCACGGAAUGGAUAUGCGACGCAUGCUGAAAGCCCUCCGGCUUAUGAUGAUAACUAUAAUAGAGAUAAACAAUAAAUGGAUAUUGGCCGUCAGAAUGGCAAUAGAUCCGGUCGACCCAUGAAUUAUUAGAUUUGAAGAAUACAGAUGAAUACAUGAUGAUAAAGCCAUUUCAUCUUCAGAUUUAGAAUUUAGGCAUAUUGAUCCCUUUGAGACUAAAGGGUUUUAAAUUUAUUGAUCAUUGAGACUAAAGGAUUUUUAUUUUUUUUUGGUAGAACUCAAAGCAGAUGAAGUAAGUCCUGUUUUAAAGUGACCGUUUCUCUCACUGAUGUAAGUGCUUACACAAAAUGUAUUAUUGCACAGCAUUUCAAAUUUAUCAGCUUAAAGAGGCAUUAUCACUUUCAGUGUAAUAUCAUAUUUAAGAUAACCUUAUCACAUACCUGAGCACUUAGCUACUCAAGGUAAGGCAUUUUGUUUAAACGCCCCCUGAAUUCUUUGAAAACCACAAUCUAUAUAUACCUAAUCUAAAGGAUUAUCCCCGCGAUCGAUUGGCAUAUUUCUUUCGGAUUUCUCAUAUAACCUAAUUUGAACAUAUGUACUCAGUGUUGAAUCAUGGCAAAUUCAAAACAGUAGAUAAUGUUUUUUUAAGGGACAGUCACUUUAAUUCAAUACUUAUAAACAAAUAUGCAUAGCCUAAGGGUAAGAUAUAUAUUUUGUAGUAAGAGAAAUGUCCUAUUUUUAUACGUUUUUUGUUGUUUUUUUUUUGUGGUGAGAAAAUUAACUACGCAUUAUAUGAUAUUUUAGAUAUCAGAAUGUUUUAAUUUGUAAAUUUCUAUGUAGAAUAUAUUUUUUUUUGUGAUUAACCUGUACAGUGUGUUCCUUCCUUGUAAAUGUGUGCGUUUUGUUUUUUUGUGGUGAGAAUACGCCUCUUGCACCCAAAUAAGUGUAUUUUUUUGUGAUAUAUUAUGAAGAGGUCAAAGACAGCUUCUUAUUGCUUAUCAUUCACUAUUUAAUUUGUUGCAAGCUCUUCAUUGAUACCUGAUUUUUAGUGUGUUUUGUUUGUUUUAUAUGUUGAUAUAGAAUGGUUUUAUAUUGUUAUCUAUGGUGGUAUAUAAAACAGAAAUUUAUAAUUGAUGGAGAAUGACAUUAUUUGCCUUGAAAAUAUUGAUAAAAACCUCUGGGAAAUUUCAGUUAUUAAAUUAAGCUAGUUCUAGCUCUGUAUUUCAAUUGCUCAUGUUAAAGAGUCAAUUAAUAUUUUUCACCUUAUUUCAAUAUGAAGCUGAUCAUAUUGAUCUGCUGUUUUAAUUUCUACUAGAUAUGUUAUUUCACUCCUGUUUCGAACAUAAGAUAUUAAUUCCAUUUGACAGGCUAUAAUACAUAUUUGGAAUUCCAUCUUCGCACCCCACAUACGGCUAGCAGGAUAUGGAUGGUUAUCGAAAAUAUGUACAUUUUGCUCCCCUUUGUCAUGCUCCUGACAUCAGGUAACAUCAGGUAACAUCAGGUAUCUGAUAAAAAUAAAAAUGCUAUACCGUAUACAUUCCUUUUUUUUUACAUACAAUUUAACAUGCCAGAAUUUUUAACAACUGUGUUCAUUCUACACCUUUAUAAUUAUUGUCCCAUUAAAUACGAUUACAUUAUUAUUAUUAUUAAUAUAUUAUUGCCUAUGUUAAAUUGUUAUGUUUUAUAUAUGUUUCCAUUUAUAUGCAGUUAUGAAUAUAU